AGAACCAGAGGGCAGAAGAGAAAAAGAGUUUCCAUGGCUGAAGACAGAGAAGAGAAAAUCGAGGAACCACUGCCACGGGAGCGCCGACAACGCCAGUCUGCAGUGCAGAAAAAACCUAAAGCUGACGACACGAGGACUGAGUGUACAACUUGCAAAGGACCAGGCGACAAUGAAAAUCUAGUGAGGUUGUGAGAGCCGGGGCAGCCACCUCACCUUCCAUAAAAUCUCGGGACUGAUGACCGUUGGCUUAGAGACAGAGAGAGGCAAAUAGAAGCUCGAAUCAGGCUGAAGAACAGGAAGGACACGUCGCCUCACAGCACCUGUGAUCCAAACUGGACCUGCAGCUGUCCAACUAAAAACAAAACAAAAAAAAAAGAGCAGAACUGUGUGAAUUUAAAACGUGGAAUCCUAAAUGCUGAAGUUCAUUUAAUUUGAUUAGUCUUUGGUUGCAUUUUGUCACAGUGCCAGUAUGUAAACAGACUGUUGUGUGUAGGAAUCAAUAGAGUUGUGUUUGUCCAAAGAAAAAAAUUAAGUUUUGUAAUUUUACAGUUCAUUUAUUUCAGCAAGUAAAAACAACUUUUUUUUCUUUUCUUUAUUUUGCCUAAAGGUUUCAUUUUCAGAGGGUUUGUUUUCCAAUCUUAACAAACUCGGAAGCUGUUCUCUAAAUGUGCUUUAUUUAUAUUUAAAACAGAGAACAGUCUGAGAGGACUGGCAAGAAAAUGUCACGUUUUUUUUUAAACUUAAUGCAUUUUUGUAGAUUACACUGUUGUUUUUACAUUAGCCUUGUUUAAUAGGAAAAUCUUGACCAUUAGUGGAGUUCUAUGUAAAGCUUAUAACCAAAAAAAUAUCUUAUCCCUCUUAGAUAGCUCUUUAAAUACCCUCAGUUUGUAGAAAUGGCUUUAAAGUAUUGGAUUGACGAGCUAAUGGCUCUAGUUACAGCAGGGCCAAAAUCAAUUAAAAAUAAAAAUUUAUAUAUAUAUAUUUCAAAUUGCAGUAUUAUUUACAUAAACUUCCAGUUAUUUUCAUGUCUGAAAUACUUGCUAAUGUUAACGUUUCUGCUAAAACGGUUAUUAAAAAUUUUAGUCAAUGAUAUUUGCAUGAACGGCUAUAAAAAUUUAAAAGACAGCAUGGUUUAAAGAUGAAAAAUCCACUUUAUACUUUCUGAACUAGCUGCUCAUCAGUCUGGGCAGAGUUUGAUAUAUAUAUANAUAUAAUAUUUUUUUUUAGAGAGGGAUCUACAACAGGUAAGAUGUUUUUUGGUCAUGGCUUUUCAAUAGAACCACAAUUCAAAAUAUUGCUGGAAUAUCCCUUUAAAGACUGCAGUUCAGUCUAGGUGUCAAGUUUCCACCUGCGAAGGGAGGAAAAGCGCAGAGCUCAGUUUGGUUUACAGCUGUUGCAGUUUUCUCCAGUUGAGUUUUUCACCUUCACUCUGUAUCAGUUCUGUCUUUGUGUCUCUAGGCUCUCGCUUUCAACCAACAGUGGUUCCAUUUUUUCACAUCGGCCAUUUCUUUUUCUUCUCUUUUUGUGUGACCUCUAAUCAGUACUAAUCAGUAUUAUUGAUGGAAGUCAUAUGCCAACCAAUUACCCGUAGCAAUUUAGUGCAACUAAUUAGAGCACUUCAGAAAAGGCUCUCAGAGACCCUGGUGUUGUCUUUAACUUUGUAGAGGACUAGAAGUAAUAAGAAAAGUCACUGCUGUUUAUAAAAAAUGCAUCUGUAGUAGCGUAGUUAGCAGUGGUAGCAUUAGGUCAAAUGGUGUAGUGUGCUUUAGGCUUUUAAAGUCUCUUUUUGUCGCAGGUUUUUUUUUUUUUUUUUGAGUGACAGUUAAACGGACACAUCCUGAGAACGAAGCCCAGCUUUGUCUCCCCUGUCCCUGCUGGCCCUCAGUGCUGUCAAAACAGCAGCUGCUCGUCGUUCUGUCAGGACUCAUGACAAGCGUCACGUCUUGGCCUCACAUUUCCCUCUGUCUGACCCUGUGUGCAUGCUUUAGGGAACAUGUCAACCCACUCGCAGUGUUGCUGCAUUUCGCUCCAGAAACCGCGAGUCUUCAGAGAUCGGCUCCUGGUGCAGAAUGUUACGUUACAGUGCAUGGCUAUCAAUAGAUCGGCUCAGUAAUAUAAAGCUAAGUGAUGUGUUGUUGUAUAAAUGUGAAUGCUAGUUAGUUUGAUAUGUACAGUAUUUAUUGAAAAAGGCCAAACUUUUUUGUGUGUUUAAACACUUUUAUUUUCUGUGCAUUUAAAGAUUGUGUUGUGACAAAGUCUGACCUGAUUUGUGAUUUUAGUCGUGCCAACACAUUUGUUUACAUUUGAUUUCAAGAUGUUUUUACAGAAUAUUUCUGAUGUAUUGUGUAAUGUGUGUACGUGAAGUGUCUCAGCCUCUGGCUUUUAGCUCUUGGAAAUUAGGUGGAGCUUUAAUAAACUCUUGAUUUUUUCCCCCCCUCACCUUA
Molecule: messenger RNA, 2444 nt
Organism: Austrofundulus limnaeus
Lineage: Eukaryota; Metazoa; Chordata; Actinopteri; Cyprinodontiformes; Rivulidae
Product: PHD finger protein 14
Biological process (GO): regulation of transcription by RNA polymerase II
Source: RefSeq, a predicted model, not a curated record